Messenger RNA from Engraulis encrasicolus (European anchovy), 3519 nucleotides. RefSeq names its product ORAI calcium release-activated calcium modulator 2 (gene orai2). Gene Ontology annotation, biological process: store-operated calcium entry. The record is from RefSeq and is a predicted model, not a curated record. Lineage: Eukaryota; Metazoa; Chordata; Actinopteri; Clupeiformes; Engraulidae. Gene Ontology annotation, cellular component: membrane. Gene Ontology annotation, molecular function: store-operated calcium channel activity. The coding region runs from base 138 to 962 and encodes 274 amino acids. The transcript has 4 exons.
UGCUGAGGAAGAGGGAAACAUAUCGCAGUUAUUCUGUUGGCAUCUAGGAUUAAUUGUAUGGGAUGGCCCUUCCAUGUCAACAGUUACCUACUUUGAUGUAAGCAAUUAUUGGGAGCCAUGUGUUUCUGAGAUAUGUAAUGAAUAGUUCACAUAGAACUGCAUCAGGGGAAACCCAACCAAGUGACAUGAGCGGCGAACUGAAUGUACCAAUGGGCUCCCCGGCUCCCGGUGGCUCGGAGAGACUUCAGGAUGGCAGUGGGAUGGACUACAGGGACUGGGUCCGCCGCAGCUACCUGGAGCUGGUCACGUCCAAUCACCACUCCGUCCAGGCGCUGUCUUGGAGAAAGCUUUACCUCAGCAGAGCCAAACUGAAGGCCUCCAGUCGCACCUCCGCCUUGCUCUCUGGUUUUGCCAUGGUGGCCAUGGUGGAGGUGCAGCUGGAGAUGCAGUACGAGUACCCGCGCGUGCUCCUCAUCGCCUUCAGCGUCUGCACCACGGUGCUGGUGGCCGUGCACCUCUUUGCGCUGCUCAUCAGCACCUGCAUCCUGCCCAACGUGGAGGCCGUCAGCAACAUCCACAACCUCAACUCGGUGAGCGAGUCGCCGCACGAGCGCAUGCACCACUACAUCGAGCUGGCCUGGGGCUUCUCCACGGCGCUGGGCAUCCUGCUCUUCCUGGCCGAGGUGGUGCUCCUCUGCUGGAUCAAGUUCCUGCCCGUGGACGCGCCCAAGCGCAACUGCACCACCAGCAAGCCGCCGCCCAAACACAACAGCGGCUGGGAGGCGGCGCUGGCCUCCACCAUCAUCAUGGUGCCCGUGGGCAUCAUCUUCGUCAUCUUCACCAUUCACUUCUACCGCUCGCUGGUGCGCCACAAGACCGAGCGCCACUGCAAGGAGAUCGAGGAGCUGCACAAGAUCAAGGUGCAGCUGGACGGACACGAGAGAGGCCUGCAGGCUGUCUGAGCUCUAGGAGCCUAGGUGUGUGGACAGAGCUGUCCAUUCUAGAGCGCUAACACCCUAGAAUCUAUUGUGUGUGGACAGGAGUAUCUAUUCUUGAGCGUCACACUCUAGAAUCUUUGGUGUAAACAGGGGUGUGGAUUCUAGAGAGCUACACUCUAGAAUUUUGAGUGUAUUCAUUCUAGGAUGCUACACUCAAUAAACCUCUGGGUCUCCAUUCUAGAAUGCUACGCUCAAAAAACCUUUUGAGUGUCCAUUCUAGAACCCUACACUCUAGAAUCUGUAGUGUGAGCGGAGGUGUCAGUUCCAGGUUCAGAAAGUUACAUUUUCUUCCUUCCAAUACAGGUGAUUUCACUGAAUAGCUGGUCCACCUGUCUUGAUCAGAGUUUGCCAUGUUUUUAGGGAGUCACCGUGAUCGUCACUGUCCUCACACCUCAACAGAUUGCUUCCUGUUUUUAAGUCCUGUACCGUGCACAGUCAACCAAACCAUCCUUGCUACGACCAUAAAGCCAUCCUCGCUAUGUGUUCUUUUCAUAUUGUUUUUUUUAUGCAAUCUGUUACAUGUGUGGAAGUUUGCCUUCCGUCUUCACAAGUUUACCGAUGUUCACUUCUUCGUUCAAGUUGCUGAACAGUUAAUGUUCAGUCACCCAGUGACCUUAUGGUUUGAACCUUUACAGUUGACAUCAAGGGCUACUUUACUUGAGCUGUGUUUUCUUGUUGUCAGGUGCUUUAUGCUUUACUGCAGUUUUCCAAGUUAUUAUUUCAAUGCCUUUAAAUGUGGAUCAUUCUAAUGAUCAUUCUUCUGGUAGUGAGGUCAGCCACCGCAACCCCAACGCAGUGUUUUGUGCUUUAGUAGAUAAGCAAGUGUGCAUAAUACUGUAGCCAUUGUCUAGGCUUCAUUCACUGGCUUAUUGUAGUAUAGCAUCUUUUCUAAUCUCCAGGAAGUGGUGGAGGGGGGCUGGGGGGGAAGAAUAUGGAAAUUCCUAAUUGUGCUCAUCUGAUGAGAGGCUGUGUCUGCAACACUGCCAAUGCAAUAUGCAAAAUGUAACUAAGCCUGCUGGUCAAGCAGGCAUAUAAGCUAUGUUCACUUGAGUCAUACACAGAGGUUAGACCUGACUGUGCCCGUCUAUGUCACUAGUUCCAUUGUUGAUAAAAGUGCUGUGAUAUAUCUGUGUUUCUGUCCACAGUUUUAACGUUCAAUUCUUAUAACCAACUAUAGCGAAACAUUUAACUAUGUAGUCGUAUUUAUCAACUUAUUAUAUUUUCUGAAAAUGCUGUUGCCUAAUAUGGAAUGCUGUGCAGCCCCCUCGAUGAGCACCACUUAAAAUGGCAGUAAAAGGCAAAUGAGUUAUGUAGAGGAAGCUUCCCGUCAUGAAUGGGUCUGCCACAUGUGUUUGCACACUUAAGUCUUUCGUAUCAUUUCAGACCAAUGUUAUGUGCUCUUGUCACAGCCUUGGAUUUACAGGUGCUUUAUGUGUUUCUUUUGUUUGUUUUGUUUGUUGCCUUAUGCUUUAUGUUUUAUGCUAAUAAGCACAAACCUUCCAAAUGUGUUUUUUUAUUUUUUAAUCAGGGUUUAUUUCUAAACGUUUCUGUUACCCUUUUUUGCAAAUGUCGGGGGUGUGAAAUAGUUGCAUUGGAAUUGCUAUUGCUGAGACAGAGGCUCAGAAUAACCAGGGUCAAAUAUCAUUUGCACACUGUUGCUUUUUAUGGAGGCAUGUGCACUGUGUCCAGUAAUGAAUAGAUUGAGUACUCUGGAGAACGAUGCAAAUGAAUUGUGAUGUGUUGUUUUAAAGCAAACAAAGGAAACCCGAUCGGUUUAAGUUUUAGCACAUGGUGUUUGGAUAAAGUAAACACCUCUGUCGGCUCUCACAUCUAGGUUAACUGCUGAACCUCUGUAAUGUAGUGGAGCGAAAGUGAAAUUCACUUUAGGAGUAAGGAAAGGAGGAAAACAUUCCAAAAUUUUGCUUGACCCAGCCAUGCAAUGCCCACCUUAAUGUCAUAAUAAAAUGGAAAAGUGCCACUUGUGGUUGUAAAUACCUGGUGCCGUAUGUACAGUAUAUUGCCUUUUGCCAUUCACAUGCCUCAUAGUAGGACAUUUUAACCACAUUCAGCCAUUUGCUUGUGUUGUUGGACCUUUACAUUGGUUAUCCAUUCUAUACGUGUGUGACAUGGAGAGAAUAAAUAAUGUCUAGCCAGCACCGCGUGGUGCACCGUUUGCCCUCAAAGUGCCAAUAAGGUAACUGACCAAAUGAAAGGUAUUUUACUGUGCCCACGGAGGACCUAACUUGCACUUUUCUUUGUGGAGGAAACUUACUCGACAGUCUAUGUUAAACAUUUUUAAUAUGCAGCUGUAAUGUUUGGCCUGAUGAUUUUUUUUUUUAGUUAUGAAUGCAACACGAGUAAGCAGUAUCUUUGCAGUGUGUAUAGGCUUACUGGUUCUUUAAGCAAUGUAUCUGUCAACUGACUAUUGAAUUGUGAUACCGCAUGCCUUCUCCUUGUUAUUGUCUGUCUCUCUUGUCUGUUAAAUUAUGUUCAAUAAACACUGUAUUUUGUUUAUUAUCAA